This is a messenger RNA of Mytilinidion resinicola, 1908 nucleotides long. RefSeq lists its product as uncharacterized. NCBI's taxonomy places the organism in Eukaryota, Fungi, Ascomycota, Dothideomycetes, Mytilinidiales, Mytilinidiaceae. The transcript is spliced from 3 exons. The record is from RefSeq and is a predicted model, not a curated record. Gene Ontology annotation, biological process: positive regulation of transcription by RNA polymerase II; DNA-templated transcription. The coding region runs from base 1 to 1908 and encodes 635 amino acids. Gene Ontology annotation, molecular function: DNA-binding transcription factor activity, RNA polymerase II-specific; sequence-specific DNA binding; zinc ion binding.
AUGUCGACGUCAAGAGAGCUUAUUCAGCAGCUUCUUUCAACCUGCCAGAGAUGUAGGCGUUUGAGGAGAAAAUGCGAUACGCUACUGCCGGACUGCAGGCUGUGCCGCAAGGCUGGCGUAGAGUGUUAUCACUUCGACCACGCACUACAGCAAUCACUACCGCGAGCUUACGUCCAUUCUCUCCUUGCCCGUUUGGAGCAUCUCGAGGCUGUAAAACGCACUAUCGAUGGAUCUUCUGACCAGCAGGAUGUUCCCCGCCCUGUGCUGCCCAAUACUCCAACAUCAGACCACCCCUUUCCCCACCCACCCCCAUCCCAACCCUCUCAGGUGGAUAAUCGAGAGCGUGUUCCCCAAAGCGUCCAGUAUGACCCAUACUUGAAGCGCGAUCAGACAGACACGUUCGAUAAACAUUUCAUCAUCCCGUCAGCCGCUGGCAGAUCACGUUUCUUCGGCGCGAGCUCCGUAUUCACCAUCUCUGUCGAACUCUUCCGUCAUGCCAUAACGACUGGUCUCCUUCCAGAAGGCUCCUUGGAUCUUCCCAUAUCACGAUAUAAUGAUAAGGAAGAAUGUGCGGAUACUUUGGCCAUACGCUUCAACCACCAAGCUCAAGCCGAGUCCGUAAGGGAAUUGUGCAGAUUCUAUUUUGUCACCUCGAACGUUCUGUAUGGAUUCGUGGAUGAACAUCUAGCGGCAAAUGACGUCGAAGUGUAUCUUGAUCUAAGAGGUAAUCCUCUUCUCAAUCCACAAGAUCUACGAGGUGUGGAAGCGCAUCAGUACUUUCGGGUGAGUAUGAUGUGUGCUAUCUCAUGCUCCACCCAGGCUCGACAUCGACACAGGCGGCUUGUAGAGGGCAUGGCAUACUACAAAAACGCUCUAGAUUGUGUCGAGGAAGUCACUUCGGAAGUGACACCAGCAUCCCUACAGGCCCUGCUUCUCCUUUCUAUCUUCUGCCUCUUCCAACCCCGAAAGGGUGAUAUCUGGAAACUGCUUGACUACGCAUGCAGGCUAAGCGUAGAGCUGGGUUACCAUACCGAGCAGCAAGUGGAAGUAGAGACUGAGGCACAAAAGAGGCUACGUCGGUCGACAUUUUGGGGACUCUAUGCAAUCGAACGAAUUGUCGGCCAGCUCUUCGGGCGUGGUUCUGACCUCCCCGAACCUAUCAUUACGACUGAAUACCCUCGCAGUCUUUCCGCUAUCGACAGCAUGGAUCAAGCCUCUGUACAGCCGAUAUCAAUCGCACAUCAUUACAGGCUAGUUUAUCUGCGGUCUGAGAUAUUCCGGGAUCUUUAUAUGCCCGCGGACCCUCCUCAAUUCGAAUUUGACUGGUAUCGCGAUCGUUUCAGUACGCUUCACCUUUGGCGACAAGAGCAUCUAGUCUCCGACGAUGAUUUGGCAGGACCUGGAACUAUUAGCUGCGACGUCGGCUAUAAUUCCACGAUUUGCUUCUUGUUCCAGCCACUCUUGCUUGUCGCAAUUCGAACUACGACAAUGAAUCGAAAUGACUCGUCGACGGACUUCAAAGCGGUACCGCAGGAUAAUUACUGGUCAGCUUGUGCAUUGAUCCGAACAUAUGAGAAAGUUAUUCGCGCUCCCGAAAAGUCAAUAUUGGGCGCGUAUCCAAUGACGUUUCUCUCCGCACACUAUAUCUACCUUGCUGGCAUUACAUUAAUGGCUCAUGCUCUUCUUGCGAUUGACAGCAGAGUGCCGAUCUUGAAACCAAUGCUACAGCUUGGAGAGACACCAGAAAUUGGCUCGCUGGACCUCACUAACUUCUACGAGAUCUCGAACUCUUGCCUAAUAUUGCUGUCCUUUUGUGCAGAAAGAUGGACGGGAAUGGAGGGAAUGCUUUAUUCAUUCAAGAAGCUUUCCGACAAAAUCAUCCCAGCCCUUCUCAGAAGACAACCCUGA